Messenger RNA from Ochotona princeps (American pika), 2882 nucleotides. RefSeq names its product nucleosome assembly protein 1 like 3 (gene NAP1L3). The transcript has a single exon. Lineage: Eukaryota; Metazoa; Chordata; Mammalia; Lagomorpha; Ochotonidae. The record is from RefSeq and is a predicted model, not a curated record. Gene Ontology annotation, cellular component: nucleus; chromatin. Gene Ontology annotation, biological process: nucleosome assembly. Gene Ontology annotation, molecular function: chromatin binding; histone binding. Bases 382 to 2061 code for a protein of 559 amino acids.
GCGAAGUAAAGGAAAACUGGGCUGGAAUUAUCGGACUGUCUAACUGAGAGGGGAGGGGGCUGGCGAUCGAAAACGAGAAGAGAUCUGGGGUCUCAUACUGCGCCAUUGGACUGCGGCACUCUUUUCCAUCUGUCAUAGCUGCUGCAGGAGAGGUCUUGCCGACUCCACUCUCGCCCAGGCCUCUGCUGCCUUUACCGCCGCGUCCGAGCCGCCGGAGUCCUGGUCCCUGGCCCUCUCAGCCUUGCACUGUUGCUGCCUUCGCUGUGGUUGUCAUCUCUACCGCCGCCGCCGCCCCAAGCAUCCGUGAGUCCUUUUCUGCCCAUCUCCGGGCGCGCGAUCUCCGCGGUAGUCACCACCUUAAGAGGUUUGCAGGCUUUGGGGAUGGCAGAAGCGGAUCCUAAAACGGUUUUGGAACCUGCCAGCGAGGGGGUUGCUGAAGAGGAGAUGGCUAGCUCUGCUAGUGAUUCUGGGGAAGAAUCUGAGAGCAGUAGCUCUAGCAGCGGCAGCAGCAGCAGUAGCAGCAGUAGCAGCAGCAGUAGCAGUAGCAGCAGCAACAGCAGUAGCAGCACUUGCAGCAGCCGCAGCCGCUUAUACAGAAAGAGGAGGUUUCCGGAGCCUUCCAGAAGGGCGCAACGGGCUCCGUGGCGUAGAAGUUUCGUGGAGAGUCUACCUCAGGCUGUUAGAAACCGUGUGCAGGCUCUCCGAAAUAUUCAAAAUGAAUGUGACAAGGUGGAUGCCAUGUUCCUCAGGGCGAUUCAUGAUCUCGAAAGAAAGUAUGCACAACUCAAUAAGCCUCUAUAUGAUAAGCGAUUUCAGAUCAUCAAUGCAGAAUAUGAGCCUACCGAAGAAGAAUGUGAAUGGAAUUCUGAGGAUGAGGAGUUCAGCAGUGAUGAGGAGGUGCCGGAUGCCAGCCCUAGUGAAAUGCCUCCUUUAGAGGGUGAGGAAGAUGACCCCAAAGAAAAAAGUGAGAUGAAAGCUGAAGAAAAGGAAGCCGUUGAAGACAUCCCUGAGGCAAAGGCUGAAGGAAAGGAAGAGCCUAAAGAAAUUCCCGAGGUAAAGGCUGAAGAAAAGGAAAUUCCUGAAGAAAAUGCUGAGGUGAAAGCUGAAGAAAAGGAAGUUCCUGAAGAAACCUCUGAGGUAAAGGCUGAAGACAAGGAAACUCCUGGAGAAAAUCCCGAGGUAAAGGCUGAAGACAAGCCAACUGCCAGAGAAGAUCCUGAGGUAAAGGCCACAGAAGAAGAAAAAGAAGAUUCUGAAGAUUGUAUGCGGACAACACCUGAAGAAAAGGAAGACUCUAAAGAAGUCGCCCAGGUAAAGGCAGAUGAUACGGAAGAGCUUAAAGCAACAAAACCUAAGGUAAGGGUUGCUGUCAGAGAGGCUCAUAAAAGACUUCAUGAGACAAGGCCUAGAGAAAGAAUGAAUCUUAAAAGAGCUAGAAAGGGAAAGCCUAAAAGAGAGGAUCCCAAAGGCAUUCCUGAUUACUGGCUAAAUGUUUUGAAGAAUGUUGACAGACUGGGACCUAUGAUUCAGAAGUAUGAUGAGCCCAUUCUGAGGUUCCUGUCAGAUAUUAGUCUGAAGUUCUCAAAACCUGGCCAGCCUAUAAGUUACACUUUUGAAUUUCAUUUUCUACCAAAUCCAUACUUCAGAAAUGAGCUGCUGGUGAAGACAUACAUAAUAAAAUCAAAGCCAGAUCACAAUGAUCCCUUCUUCUCUUGGGGAUGGGAGAUUGAAGAUUGCAAAGGCUGCAAGAUAGAUUGGAGAAGAGGAAAAGAUGUUACCGUGACAACCACCUACAGCCGCACAACUGCUACUGGAGAAAUUGAAAUCCUGCCAAGAGUGGUUCCUAAUGCAUCAUUCUUCAAUUUCUUUAGCCCUCCUGAGAUCCCUCAUAUCGGCAAGCUGGAACCACGAGAAGAUGCCAUCCUUGAUGAGGACUUUGAAAUUGGUCAGAUUUUACAUGAUAACGUCAUCCUGAAAUCCAUUUAUUACUACACUGGUGAAGUCAACGGUGCUUACUACCACAACGGCAAAGAUUAUGGAAACAGGAAGUAUCGGAAGUAAAGAAAAAUGCUGGCUGCAAGAUUUUUCAAGGAACUUACAAGUUCCAUCAGAAGUGAAGCAAGUUAAUACAGUACAGAAAGAAAAAAGAGAAAAAAAGAAAACCUGCCCUAUAACUUGAACACUAUUCCGUAUUCCUUACGUUCUUGUGUUCUCAUAUUUUCUUGGUAGUCUGUUUAAAAAUUGUUCCCAAGAUGUCUAAGUAUCAGUUCAUUCUAGCCUGUUGUAUUGUGAUAUUUUUCAAAAUAUGUAAACUGCUGUCAAUGAUCUAAAGCAUGUUUGGUGCUACAGAGUAUUGAUUUUUGUGAGGUCUUUUUGUCAUGUUACUCUUUGAUUAUAGCUGUGAACAAAAUGCCAGAGUUGUUAACUGAGACAAAUACUUGCUUGAAAAAAAACAAAGUUGCUGAUGUACCAAUGCAAAUGUUUUUUUUUUUCUUUUUCUCCCAGCCCAGAAGACUGAAGGUUUAAAUCUGCUUGCACUAUAUGUGCCUUUAUUACUUUGCUGUAGAAAUACAAUACUUGUGCUAACUAGAAAAGUACAUUGUGAAAUUUGCUUGGAAAAAAAGGUUAGUAUGCUUUUAAGAAGGUCUGUCAAAGCCAUGUUUGAUUUCUGUGAAUUUGUUUAUUUGAGAUAGGUGUGUAUAAAUUAAUUAUAAUGGAGUUAUUAUUUAUACUGAUGUGUUAAUUUGAAAUUGUAUUUUUAAAAAUUGUAUUCAUCUUAUAUUAUGUAAUUGUAAACUAAAGAUAAUGCAGUUUCUUUGUAACAUGUUCUUUGCCUUUCACUGAAAAUGAUCAUUUUACAUCAUUUGAUACUUUAUUGCAAC